Molecule: messenger RNA, 1155 nt
Organism: Puccinia triticina
Lineage: Eukaryota; Fungi; Basidiomycota; Pucciniomycetes; Pucciniales; Pucciniaceae
Exons: 8
Coding region: 1-1155 (384 amino acids)
Biological process (GO): tRNA wobble position uridine thiolation
Cellular component (GO): mitochondrion
Molecular function (GO): sulfurtransferase activity
Source: RefSeq, a predicted model, not a curated record
AUGUCUGGCGGCGUCGAUUCGAGUGUGGCGGCUCAACUAAUCAAAACUGCACACCCUCACUCGAAAAUCAAACCAAUCUUUGUCAGAAGUUGGUCCAAUGAGGAAGCCACAGUCGACCAUCCUUCAGACUCUCGCAUCAAGACCAACUGUCAGUGGAGGAAAGAUUGGAACGACUUGAUUCAGGUUUGUCAGCAAUUGUCCAUCGACCCCCCUCAACUGAUUGACCUCUCUAAGGAGUACUGGAACCGCGUCUGGGACCCGUGCUUGGAGAUCUGGGAAAAAGGCGGAACUCCCAAUACUGAUGUGAUGUGCAAUCGGUUCAUUAAAUUUGGAGUCCUUGCAGAACGGAUAUUUCAAGAUGAUCCCAACAGUCUACUAGCUACCGGUCAUUAUGCACGUUUGGCGUAUCAACCCCGGUUGAAGUUGAUGAACGCAAUUGACAGGCGCAAAGAUCAAUCCUAUUAUCUCUCAACUACCUCUCCUGAGGUGCUAAGUCGCACCAUCUUUCCUCUUGGUACUCUGACUAAAGUUGAAGUAAGAACCAUCGCUGACGAUCUCGGCUUGGUCAACUCUCAGAAGAAGGAGAGUAUGGGUGUAUGUUUUGUCGAACCCAGUAUUCGCAAAGGCCAAUUCAAUACGUUUUUGGCUGAACAUCUCAACCAAAACCCCGGGAACAUCAUCAGUAGAAGUGGAAAAGUAUUAGGAACUCACCAAGGCUUGUGGAAUUACACAAUUGGUCAACGUUGCCGGAUACCUUCCCAAUCAACGAAGAUGUUUGUGUCCGGAAAAGAUACGAAGAAAAGUCAAAUCACAGUUGUCCCUUCUCACAAUCAUGCUGAUCUAUAUUCCACAAUCAUUCACUGUCAAGAUUUCCAUUGGAUCCAUCCCGAUUUUAACACCCAAGCUGGAAGAAAAGGACUAACGGCCAAGAUCAGGACAGGCAACAUCAAUCCAAUCCCGUGUUCUGUGCAAAUUUUGAACCCCGAAGGUUCCGAGAUUCGAGUUGAGUUAGACAAAAAAGAACAUGGCGUGGCGUCUGGCCAAGUACUCGUUCUUCAACAAGAGGAUGAGAUUUUGGGUGGAGGAGCUAUCAGGCUUGCUUAUAGGGAUAAAACCCACGAAGAAGUUCUUUACCUUGACCACAGUGUCAGCUGA